AUGGACGCACAAAAACCAGGAGUUCCUGGUUCAAAACCCCCAAGCAGAAUUCCUCCCACGUCUUCCACGCCGGUUAUUAACUAUUCACGACCUCUUUUUGGCCAUUCACCCUCCUCCAAUAACAACAGCAGCAAGCGACCAACUCGAGAGGAGAAGGGGAAGGGCAAGGGCAAGGGCAACGAGGUGGUGGUUAUGGAAGGUGAACGACAAGAUAUCUCGGGGAAGAACCAGCCCCAGCCCCAGCUUGAGUGGAGAGAUGAAGAUGAUGGUUAUGAGGAGGAUGACGAGGAAUGGGGAGGUGAUGAAGAAGAUGAGAAUGACGAGAACGACGAUAACGAUGGUAACGCAAAGGUAGAGGAAGAGGAAGAGGAAGAAGAGAGUGACGAUGAAUACACUGAACUCUUCCAGGUUCUGGCAAAUAUAGCGAGAAUGAAAGCUUUUGAUGAAAGGAUGAACAACAACAACGAAGGGCGGGUUGGUUCAGGUGGCGUGGUGGGUUGGUAUCAUGGGGUUCGGUAUUUGGGUAUGGGUGAGUUUUUGAAGAGGUUUGAGGAGGGUGGGGAUGGUGCGGAUGGGGAUGGUGCGGAUGGUGAGAAGUCAUCUGACGAGGAAGGAAAGGAGGAGGAGGGAAAAGAAAAGAAGGAGCUGGAUGAUGAGCAAAAGGAAAUUGGGGAGGGGAAGGAGGGAAAGAACGAGGUGGGAAACGGGGGAAGGAACGAUGGGGAGGAGGAAGGAACUGGAAAUCAGGAGAAGGGGAAAGCGGAGCAGGAGGGGCAGAAGGAGGAAGAGGAUUACGUUCUUGUCAAAGUCCCAGGGGAAGAACCCGAUUCGGAUGAUGAGAUUUGGUGCUUGCUUGAAGAUAGUGAGGAAGAGAAGGGCAGCAAGAGUGACACUGAGGGCAAGGAAGACAAAAAAAGCGAGGAGGACAAGGAGGACAGCAAGAACACUGAUGACAACAAGGACAGCGCUGAGAGACACGGCGACGGCUACAGCAGUAACAGCGACAACGAAGACGACGACGAUCACGGUUCUGAUAAUGACGAGUGGCACGACUGCCCUCUUUGCCACCCACACCUCAAUAGAACAAACACCUCAACCACUACCACUCCGACUUUCCGGCCACAGUUUCGGCCAAAGUUUCGGCCGACGUUCCAGCCAACUAUCUGGCAACAACGACAACCACAACUACGAUCCCAACCACAUCUGCAGUCACAACCACAACUCCAAGACCAAGAACAACAAAUUCUCCACAUAAGCCCACACGUCGACAUCUUCCAAACCUCUCCCGCAUCCUACACCAUCCAACUCGCCAUUCCCGGCUUCAAGCGGCGGGACGUCAGCAUUGCUUAUGAUUCCAAUGUGAACGUGUUGACCGUCAGCGGGGUUUUAUAUCGGCCUGUCUAUCCUACUGAGGAUUCGGAUUCGAAUUCGGAUUCAUCAUCAUCUUCUUCUUCUUCUCUUGAUUCUGAUUCCCAUUCCGGUUCUGAACGCGGGACACAGACAGGUGAAGAUGGACGUGGUAGUCCAAAUCGCGCCUCUAGUACUGGCCAGGCUUCGAACCAGCCCUCACCAAACCAGGCCUCAGCAAAUCGGGCGGCCUCAUCCUCAUUUCGGGAGUCAAGAUCCGACUUCGAAGCAGACCUGGAGUUGUGGUUAGCUUACGAGCGCAAGUCAAGAUUGGGGGGUAAGAAGGAAAAGCACGAGAAAGAAGAUGACGGGGACAGGGAUAAGGAUGAGAAUGACGACGGCUACAUAAUUACCACCACCACCACUGGGACUGACGCUAAUAUCAACCAUUCUCCGGACCUGGCUGCAGAAGAGGGAAGAAUUCCCAUCGGAAGGUUCUCAAAGAAAAUUUACUUCGUUGUCUACGCAUCAACACCUUCAUCACCUCUUUCGUCUACAUCUGGGGAACAGAAGAAGGUCAGGCGAGUGGACUACGAGCGGCUAAAGGCGAAGUUGGAGGACGGGAUCUUGACUGUUGCUGUCCCGCUUGUUGUUGAUGAGGGUGAGAUGGAGAACGAGAGGACGGGAAGACAGGAAUAA
This is a messenger RNA of Sordaria macrospora k-hell, 2046 nucleotides long. The record is from RefSeq and is a predicted model, not a curated record. NCBI's taxonomy places the organism in Eukaryota, Fungi, Ascomycota, Sordariomycetes, Sordariales, Sordariaceae.